Artibeus jamaicensis (Jamaican fruit-eating bat) is the source of this 2863-nucleotide messenger RNA. It is a transcript of the gene GPBP1, whose product is annotated as GC-rich promoter binding protein 1. Gene Ontology annotation, biological process: positive regulation of DNA-templated transcription; DNA-templated transcription. NCBI's taxonomy places the organism in Eukaryota, Metazoa, Chordata, Mammalia, Chiroptera, Phyllostomidae. Gene Ontology annotation, molecular function: DNA binding; RNA binding. The coding region runs from base 1088 to 2572 and encodes 494 amino acids. Gene Ontology annotation, cellular component: nucleus. The transcript has 13 exons. The record is from RefSeq and is a predicted model, not a curated record.
GGCAAAAGGGGAUUAUUCAAAGUACCAAGAUCUUCGUCCCGGGACCGAGAGCGGGCACCCCAGGCCGGGGACACCUGCGGGGUGGCAGAAGGUGAUCGGAUUAUUCAGAUAUGAAGAUCAUCUUCUAGCUUUUGUGAAAAAGGCCCCGGAUAUUUCAAGUGGCCAUUUUGGAAUUACAAUGUUUUUGGACAGUUUUGCCCCAGAAGUUUAUUAGAAUGGAGAGAAUCGUCUCUGAAGCGAAUUGAUAGUAGUGAGAAGCUCCACAAGCUACUUGAACAGAAACCCGGCUGUCUUCAGUGUUUGGUUCAAACGAAUUACAUAACCGGUUGAAGUGUUUCAGCUGCUGGUGAUCCCCGCCCCCCCACCCCCUUGUGUCUUCAGCCCAAACUGUAAGAUAUGUUUGAUUUGUGCGCGGAGUGGUUUCGGAAGUUUCCAGUUCCUGUUUAAAUAUUGCUGAAGUUCCACGGCAGUUUAUUUUUACCCUCGUUAAGACUUUUAGGAAUUUUUGAUCUCCACCCCUUUCAUGGCAUAAUGGGACAGCUUUUCUAAAUGAAGACUUCGAAGGAGCACAGAGUUUUUUUCCUUUUAUCUUUUAUUUACGAGGAAAUUUAAGAUGUUGCCAUUUCCCAGCAGCAUGGUAGUGUCGAGAUAGCUGUCUCGAGUGCCGAUGUUCAGGAAUGCUCUUCAGAUGUGACGUUUUCUUUUCGUUUUUGCUUUUUGGCUUAUAAAUUGGAUAUUUCAUCUCGAGUGGAUAAGUACCGCAGUGACAAGUACAUGGAAUAAUCAAGAAGCCCUUACACUCCCGCAUCCAAGGACGUGGCUGGUUGCGGAGAUAGCCACAAGAACCCUCGACAGCGGAAGCAUGGGUAGCUGACUUGAAGGAGGAACUCUAUGUCAGAUAGUCGUAGGUCAAGUGUCUUUAGAGAACUUGAAUUUUAUUUCAGAGGAUACAAAAUAAAAAAACAAACUGGAAAACACAAAGAUAACGGAGGAAACCCCAACGCCUUCCUGUGCGGUCCUGCUGGAAUUUGGACUUGCCAUGAGGUGUUGAAGCCCUGUUUCAUUGAGGCGGAGAGACUGGACCUAAAUGGCGCAGCAUGACUUUGCUCCAGCCUGGCUUAAUUUUCCCACUCCACCAUCAUCAACAAAGUCUUCGUUGAAUUUCGAGAAGCAUUCUGAGAACUUUUCAUGGACAGAGAGUCGUUAUGAUGUGAAUCGUCGACGACACAACUCUUCAGAUGGCUUUGAUUCUGGUAUCGGACGUCCUAACGGAGGUAACUUUGGAAGGAAAGAGAAAAACGGAUGGCGGACACACGGAAGAAAUGGAGCUGAAAACAUAAAUCACCGGGGGGGCUACCACGGCGGGGGCGGCUCCCGUUCUCGCAGCAGCGGUUUCCAUCCUGGAAGGAGUCAAGGACUGCACGAGAACAGCGUCCCUGACAGCGACCCAGGGAGGAGAGAGGACAAGAGAGAGCGCAGGCAGUUCGAGGCGGAGGAUUUUCCAUCUUUAAAUCCUGAGUAUGAGAGAGAACCAAAUCAGAAUAAGUCUUUAGCUGCAGGUGUAUGGGGCCUACACGCCCAGGCACACACAUUCCCAACCAAAAAAUCCUCCCCAGCUCCUCUCUUAGAGUAUCCUCCGAACCCUAAAUCUAGAGCUCCAAGGAUGCUGGUCAUUAAGAAAGGGAACGCAAAAGACUUCCAGCUCUCUGGGUUCCCAGGAGUCGGAAAUCUUCCGUCACAGCCGGUUAAGAACGGGGCUGGUCCAAGUGUCUAUAAAGGGCUAGUCCCGAAGCCUGCUGCUCCACCUUCAAAACCUACACAGUGGAAAAGCCAAACUAAAGAGAAUAAAGUGGGCGCUGGUUUCUCUCAUGAAUCUACGUACAGCGUUGGCAACUUCAAUGCUUUUAAAUCAGCUGCCAAGAACUUUACCCCAUCAGCAACGUCGGUGAAAGAGUGUCGCCGCUCCAACUCCUCUUCACCCGUCGAUACACUUAGUCAGCAGCCUCGUCUCACCAAGCUGACGCGGACGCGCACGGACAAGAAGAGUGAGUUCCUGAAGGCCCUGAAGAGGGACCGCGUGGAAGAGGAGCACGAGGACGAGAGCCGCGCUGGCUCCGAGAAGGACGACGACCCGUUUAACCUGCAUAACAGCAACAGUGCUCACCCAGAGAGGGACAUAAACCGGAACUUCGAUGACAACGAAAUCCCGCAGGAGAACGGCAACGCCGUGGUGGUCUCCCAGCAGGUCGUUCGCUCCUCCACCUUUCCUCAGACCGACGUGCUUUCCAGUUCACUUGAGGCGGAGCACAGGCUGUUGAAGGAGAUGGGCUGGCAAGAAGACAGCGAGAACGACGAGACCUGCGCCCCCUUAACUGAGGAUGAGAUGCGGGAGUUCCGGGUCAUCAGUGAGCAGCUACGGAAAAAUGGUCUGAGGAAAAACGGGAUUUUGAAAAACGGCCUGAUCUGUGACUUCAAAUUUGGACCCUGGAAAAACUGCGCUUUCCGGCCCCCGACGGAGAACGAGGACUCGGAGACGAGCAGCAGCGACACGUCGGACGACGACGACGUGUGAGCCUCCCGCCCGGGGCGUGGGCGGGUCGCAGGGCGGAGAACUGUACCUUACGUAGUGAGACACCCCAGUAGAAGACACUUUGGGGGGGACUUCGGUGCGAAGAAAACCACGACUGUCGUGUCGGGCUGUGUCGAACAUGACUCUCUGUAAGUGGCUGUUGUAGGAGUGAGGACUCCGGCUGGGCCAGCGCUGGCCCUCCGUCACCGCAGCGUUUCUCUGACUAGCAAUGUGACGAUGUAACAGAUGAGAUUUUCUCAUUUAAUAAUAAAAAAUUGUGUAAUGUUUUGCAAA